GAAUAUUGUUCCAAUGGGAUGAACUAAAGUUACAUUUUGAAAUGGCAAACAUAAAUGAAAAAUGCCACAAAGCUAAAAUCUUAUACGAAAUGUAUAGGGACGAAACAAUUCAUCUAUAUUUACUUUUUUUGAAACCAGUUUUGCAUGAAAUACAAAUUGUUAACAAAGUCUUUCAAAGCAAUGAAAAUGACCCAACGCGCCUUUUAAAAGAAAUAACUCUAUUAAUUAACUUCCUUAAAAAAAAAUAUUCGAUAACGAAAUUAUAGAUGUAUUAUACGACGACUUCGAAGAUAAAAUUUUGUACACCUGUAGUCUUGGUUAUGAAUUCGAAAUGCAUCUGGAAAAAUUAAAAAACACAGAGGUAAAAGCAUAUAGAGAUGCCGGAGGGAACAAGAGAUUCGAGGAGAUUGCCAAUUUUGUUUUAAAACUUCUCUGUCUUCCGUGGUCUAAUGCGGACGUUGAACGUGUGUUCAGUCAAAUGAACAUCGUAAAGACAAAUAUAAGAAACCGAUUACACCUACAGACAGUAAAUUCUGUUUUAGCAAUUAGAUACGGAUUAAAAGGAAGCGGAAAGUGUUGUUACCAAUACGAUGUCCCAACGAAUUACCUGAAAUUAAUUGGAUCGAGUGAAUGCUAUGAUUAUAAUAAUAAUGAUGAUAAUGACGAUGACAAUGACUGGAUUUUUUAAAUUCAUCAAAUUAUUUUCGACAACUUAUGUGAUCAAAUAUGAAUUUUAAAAGUUAAUUUUUGAAUAGUAA
This is a messenger RNA of Lucilia cuprina (Australian sheep blowfly), 758 nucleotides long. RefSeq lists its product as uncharacterized. The coding region runs from base 332 to 688 and encodes 118 amino acids. Lineage: Eukaryota; Metazoa; Arthropoda; Insecta; Diptera; Calliphoridae. Gene Ontology annotation, molecular function: protein dimerization activity. The transcript is spliced from 3 exons. The record is from RefSeq and is a predicted model, not a curated record.